AUGCCUUCUGCUUCCAAGGAAAAGAGACUCGCCAAGAAGGCCGCCGAGGGCAAGCUCAAGGGCGGAAAGGGCGCCAAGUCAAAGGAACCUGAGCUCGAUGCCAACGGCAAUGUUAUCCAAGACGAUGCUCCCGCCACUUCUGGAGAGAAGUUGGACGAGGUCAAGCGACUUGCUGAGCAGAUGGACAAACACGGUAUCUCUGAUCGAGUUACCACUGGUGUUUUGGCAUCGACCCAAGCCAGCAAGGACGUCAAGAUUACCAGUACCAGCUUGGUCUUCCACGGCCGUGUCCUCAUCACCGAUUCAACCCUGGAAUUGUCCUUCAGCCGCCGAUAUGGUCUCCUCGGUGAGAACGGUUGCGGAAAGAGUACCCUUCUCAAGUCUAUUGCUGCUAGAGAAUUUCCCAUCCCUGAUCACAUUGAUAUCUACCUUCUGAACGAGGGCGCUCCCCCCAGCGACCUUGGUGCCCUGGAAUGGGUCGUCAGGGAAGCCGAAAAUGAGAUGGACCGACUGGAUAAGCUCGCCGAGAAGUUGCUCGAAGACGAGGGCCCUGAAAGCCCUGUUCUUAUUGACCUUUACGAUCACAUGGAUAAGAUGGACCCAUCAACCUUUGCUACUCGUGCCUCGCUCAUCCUCACUGGUCUGGGAUUCAACAAGAAGACCAUUCACAAGAAGACCAAGGAUAUGUCUGGUGGUUGGAGAAUGCGAGUUGCUCUGGCCAAGGCCCUCUUUGUCAAGCCUUCUUUGCUGCUUCUCGAUGAUCCCACCGCUCACUUGGAUCUCGAGGCUUGCGUGUGGCUCGAAGAAUACCUCAAGAAGUGGGAUCGCACUUUGGUGCUUGUUUCACACUCCAUGGACUUCCUCAACGGUGUUUGCUCGAAUAUGAUCGAUAUGCGCGACAAACAACUCCAGUACUAUGGUGGUAACUACGACUCUUACAGCAAAACUCGUUCUGAGAAUGAGACAAACCAGAUGAAGGCAUAUACCAAGCAGCAAGAAGAAAUUGCCCACAUCAAAAAGUUCAUUGCCAGUGCAGGUACCUAUGCCAAUUUGGUCAGGCAGGCCAAGUCACGACAGAAGAUUCUGGACAAGAUGGAGGCCGACGGCUUCAUUCAGCCUGUCACUCCCGACAAGGUCUUCACCUUCCGAUUCGCCGAUGUCGAGAAGCUACCCCCUCCCGUUUUGUCCUUUGACAAUGUCACAUUCUCCUACUCUGGGGACCCAGCUGAUGACCUGUACCGCAACCUGGAAUUGGGUUUCGACAUGGACUCCCGAACUGCCCUUGUCGGCCCCAACGGUGUUGGCAAGUCGACCCUGCUGCGUCUCAUGACCGGCAAGCUGUCCCCCACUGGCGGUUCGGUUACUCGCCACACUCACUUGAAGCUUGGUCUCUACUCUCAGCACAGUGCUGAGCAGCUGGAUCUCACCAAGUCGGCACUCGACUUCGUGCGAGACAAGUACAAGGAGAAGUCGCAAGACUACCAGUACUGGCGUCAACAGCUCGGCCGAUACGGUUUGACUGGUGACUCCCAGACUGCUCUGAUGGGUACUUUGUCCGAAGGCCAGAAGAGCAGAAUCGUAUUUGCUCUUUUGGCUAUCGAUGGCCCCAACAUGCUGCUGCUCGACGAACCUACCAACGGUCUUGAUAUCCCCACCAUUGACAGUUUGGCUGAUGCCAUCAACGCCUUUAGCGGUGGUGUUGUCGUCGUAUCCCACGACUUCAGACUAUUGGACAAGAUUGCCAAGCAGAUUCUUGUAUGCGAGAACCAGACUAUUCAAGCUUGGGACGGCAGCAUCGGCGAAUACAAGAAUUAUCUGCGCAAGAAGAUGAUUUCUGCGGGUGCAGUGUAA
This is a messenger RNA of Pochonia chlamydosporia 170, 1851 nucleotides long. RefSeq names its product ATP-binding cassette sub-family F member 2. The record is from RefSeq and is a predicted model, not a curated record. The coding region runs from base 1 to 1851 and encodes 616 amino acids. NCBI's taxonomy places the organism in Eukaryota, Fungi, Ascomycota, Sordariomycetes, Hypocreales, Clavicipitaceae. The transcript has 3 exons. Gene Ontology annotation, molecular function: ATP binding; ATP hydrolysis activity.